This is a messenger RNA of Magallana angulata, 1280 nucleotides long. Its product is annotated as putative nuclease HARBI1. NCBI's taxonomy places the organism in Eukaryota, Metazoa, Mollusca, Bivalvia, Ostreida, Ostreidae. The transcript is spliced from 2 exons. The coding region runs from base 113 to 1264 and encodes 383 amino acids. The record is from RefSeq and is a predicted model, not a curated record.
UAACAGAGGGCGCACUUGUUUCAGACAUCCGGGCGACGAGCCGGUUCACUUUUAUCACAUGAUCACAUUGAUGCGGCAAGAUUUCUGAAACGAGUAAAAUUUCAGCCGGAAAAUGGCUGCCAUUGUAGUAGGAGCGAUAGGCCUACACAUUAUAAAUGAUGUUCUCGAAAGUGAUGAGGAAGACGACGAUUUGGAAGAUAUUUUUGCCAUUUCAGGAGCAAGUUUAAUUGUAAGAGAUGACAGAAUAAAGUCUCAGAGAUACUAUGAGACAACAAUUAGAAACUACCUGCCAGACUCUUUUAAACGGUUUUUUAAAGUAAAUAGAGAAACUCUUGAACUUUUAUGUGAAAAUCUUGCUCUUCAUCCAACAUUAAGUACACGUAUUGUUUCUGGUGGAAGACCCCAAAUUCUGUUGGAGAAAAAAAUUCUAAUGACCUUAAGGUACCUGGCAUCUCAAGAAACUAUUUGCGAACUAAGUGACCGCUUUGGUGUAAGUGAACACUGUUUUCUUAAGAGCAAAAAGCAGGUUAUAAUGGCUGUGAUUGAUACUUUUUUCAACAAAUGUAUAAAAUGGCCAGAUGUAGCAGAUUUUCCCAACAUUGCAAGAGAAUUUGAUGAAAUGGGGGCAUAUAAUUUUCCAGGUGUGAUUGGAGCCAUCGAUGGUUGCCAUAUACCAAUCGAAGCACCAUUACAGAAUGCCAGUUCUUAUUAUAACAGAAAAAAGUUCCAUUCCAUCAUACUUCAGGGUGUUUGUAAAAAUGAUCUUCUGUUUACAGAUAUUAAUGUUGGUUGGCCUGGAAGGGUACAUGAUGCUAAAGUACUAAGAAAUUCUAAUCUCUGGGAAGCUGGAUUCGAAAAAUGUGCACAUGGACGCUACCAUAUUUUAGGAGAUGCAGCAUACCCCCUCAAACAGUGGCUUCUUACGCCUUACCGCGAUAAUGGCCAUUUGAACCAACAACAACGACGCUACAACUUGCAGUUGUCCUCUAAAAGACAAGUUAUCGAACGUGCAUUUGCAUUACUAAAAGGACGCUUUAGAAGACUCAAGUAUCUCAAUAUUAAAAAAGAAAUGGAUAUGUGUCAAACUGUAGUUUGUACAUGCAUACUUCACAAUAUAUGUAUUUUACAGAAUGACAGAUUGGAUGACAUUAUCAAUGUAGAUUCUGAUGAUGAAGAUGGUCAAGGGCAUGUAAAUGUUUAUCCAUGGCUUCAGAAUGAUGCCCAGGGAACCCUUAAAAGAAUACAAAUUACAAACAGAAUGUAGAUACUGUACCUUGUGC